Molecule: messenger RNA, 2361 nt
Organism: Salvia miltiorrhiza (redroot sage)
Lineage: Eukaryota; Viridiplantae; Streptophyta; Magnoliopsida; Lamiales; Lamiaceae
Product: dolichyl-diphosphooligosaccharide--protein glycosyltransferase subunit 1A
Exons: 10
Coding region: 344-2191 (615 amino acids)
Cellular component (GO): oligosaccharyltransferase complex; membrane
Source: RefSeq, a predicted model, not a curated record
AAAAUACAUAUUUUAAUCUAUUUUUCAUGUGUUGGAUAUGGUGGAAAAUUUAUGGAAUUUGGGGAUAGUCGUCACUCCUCAUAUCAUACACUGUGGAUCGAAGUCUUUGAAGCUCCACUCCACAUAUGCGUGUUUAUCAAAGCAAAAUAGAAAGGGAAAGAAGCAAGGGAAAAGCGAAUUGCGAGAUCAGCUGAUAUCACGUUGACUACAAACCAAAACGCGACACAGUAGGCAGCUCUCGGAAUCAGUUUCGUUUCCAACUGCAUUUUGCCGGAUUCACUUUCACUCCAACUGUGGUGAUAAUUCCGGCGACGCUUUUCUUUUAGAGAGACAAACUGCAGAAAUGAAGCGACUGCGCUCCGAUUUCUCUCAUCUCUUCUUCGUUUUCGGAUUUUUUAUGCUUUUCUCGAAUGUCUGCUCCGAUCUCGUCAUUUCCAAACUGGAUCGCCAGAUUGAUGUAUCAUCACAGAUAGUUCGGUUCACUACAUCACUGAAGGUAGAAAAUAAUGGCGCUGCAGCAGUAUCAAAGGUUUUGUUGCCCUACCAUGAAAAUCAAGCAAAGAACUUGGCUUUUUUGUCGGUGAAGAUUACUGAAGGGAAAGGAAAAACAAAAACUUCUUCUGACCGACUGCCUGUUGAUGUCAUACAUCCUGAAGGGAUGCCUCCAGCAUUGACUUGGUAUGCCGUCUCUUUGCCUAAGGAACUGGGUAAAGGAGGAAGCUUGACUUUGGAGGUCAAAGCUGUGUUUACUCAUUUACUGACGCCAUUCCCCGAGAAGAUAACUCAGGCUGAUGCUCAGCUGGUUGCCUUCCAAGAUGGUGCACAUUAUCUUUCCCCCUAUACAGUCAAGAUUCAGUCACUCACUGUUAAAUUACCUGAGCCGAAAGUUGAAUCUUAUACAAGAUUGGAGAAUACCAAGUUUUCCGGUUCAGAAAUAAAAUACGGUCCUUAUGAGAACAUUCCUCCUUUCUCACACCCAACAAUUGUAGUUCACUUUGUGAGCAACAAACCAUUUUCUGUUGCUCAAGAGUUGGUGCGUGAGAUAGAGAUUUCCCAUUGGGGAAAUGUGCAAGUCACAGAAAACUACAAUCUCGUUCAUGCUGGUGCUGAGCUCACAGGAGAGUUCUCAAGACUGGACUAUCAGGCACGACCCCAUGUUAGAGGGGCAUCAGCACUAAGAAGUCUUGUCGCCAGACUACCACCAAGAGCUCAUUCUAUUUACUACAGGGACGAGAUCGGGAAUAUUUCUACUUCCAAUGUAUGGAGCGAUUCGGCAAAGACGCUUCUUGAAAUUGAGCCUCGGUACCCAAUGUUUGGCGGUUGGAGAACUGCUUUCACAAUUGGAUAUGGGCUGCCACUUCAAGAUUUCUUGUUCAAGUCACAGGGAAAGCGUUUCCUUGAUAUCACGUUUGGUUGCCCAAUGAAUGAUAUUGUCAUUGAAACUCUGUCUGUGAAGGUCGUUUUGCCAGAGGGUUCAAACGAUAUUUCUGUCGUGGCUCCAUUUCCUGUCAAAGAGACUCGAGAGACAAAACUUUCCCACCUGGACAUUGCUGGCAGACCAGUCAUUGUAUUGGAAAAGACAAAUGUUGUCCCUGAACAUAGUCAAAAUUUCCAGGUCUACUACAGAUUCAGCAGUUUCUCUCUCCUUAGAGAGCCACUGAUGCUGGUUUUUGGAUUUUUCCUCUUUUUUGUUGCAUGCAUAGCAUAUGUGCAUGCAGACUUCACAAUUUCCAAGUCUUCACCUUCUUAUAUAGCCAAACUUCAAUGGGACGAGGUCCAAACUGCAAUCCAGCAGUUCCAAAACAUCAUGAACCGUGUAUUGGUUAUUCAUGACAAGCUAGAAGCUUCUCUGCGUGACCUUUCAAGGACAGGUGACGUGCAGGCUUGCAAAGCAUCACGCAAAGCUGCAGAUGGUUUUCUUAAGGAGCUAUCUAAGGAGUUGAAACCCUUGUUGUCGUUCUUGCAAUCUUCUCCACAGGCGCUUCAAAUAAUGCCCAAGGUGGAGGAGCUGGUGAUCAAGGAGAAUGACCUACAAGAAAAGUUGAUGCUGAAACACUCUAUGGUCGUGGAUUCUUACGAGAAGAAAUCCGGGGGUCGCGACAUCGACAAUCGCGUCGCUGCCGUUCAGCAGAAAAUCACACUCUUGAGACAGGAAGUUGAUGAUCUUCUUGAAGUAAUCGACGAGAUAUAAUGUAGGAACGGUGAUGAAAUGAGAUAAUAACAUAAUAGGUGGUAGACAUUUCAUAUUCUCAAUUUUUGUUUGAAUGCUUGGGUUAAAAUUUUGUUGUGACUUAGAAACUUGUCUACAUUGAUUUUAAUUUAAGCUUCUAUAAGAACAGGAAAUGUGCGACGCUGUUGACA